GAGACAAACUUGUCUUUAACCAAAUUGAAGCAUGCCUCAAAACGAAUAUAUUGAGGAGUCAAUUCGUAAGCAUGGUCGUCGUUUCGAUCAUGAAGAAAGAAGUCGUAAAAAAUUAGCUCGUGAAGCUCACGAUGCAAGCCUUUACUCCCAAAAGGUUCGUGGUCUUAAGGCUAAGCUUCAUCAAAACAAGAGACGUAAAGAAAAGAUUCAGAUGAAGAAGACUAUGAAGGAACAUGAAGAGCGUAAUACCACUCAACGCGGUUCUGAGGCUCCUGCUCCCGGUGCUGUUCCUACGUAUUUGCUUGAUCGUGAACAGGAAUCACAAGCCAAGAUGCUCUCUAGUGCUGUUAAGCAAAAACGUAAAGAAAAGGCUGCUAAAUACUCCGUUCCUUUACCCCAAGUGCGUGGUGUUCCUGAAGACGAAAUGUUCAAGGUUAUCAAAACUGGUAAAAGUAAGGAUAAGUCUUGGAAGCGUAUGAUUACAAAAGCUACUUUUGUCGGUGAUGGAUUCACCCGUCGUCCCGUCAAGUAUGAGCGUUUCAUUCGUCCUAUGGCACUUCGUCAAAAGAAAGCCAAUGUUACACACAAAGAGCUCGGUGUUACCAUGCAACUACCUAUCAUUGGUGUGAAGAAGAAUCCCCAAAACCCUACAUACACACAAUUGGGUGUUCUCACCAAAGGUACCAUUAUCGAGGUUAAUGUUAGUGAACUCGGAUUGGUAACUUCCGGUGGUAAAGUUGUUUGGGGUAAAUAUGCACAAAUUACCAACAAUCCUGAAAUGGAUGGUUGUGUAAAUGCUCUUCUUUUAACUUAAAAUAUGCAUUUCUUUAGGGAGUAAUGCGCGAUCUGCAUGGGAAGCGUUUUAUGUCAUGGCAUCUUGUACUAAAGUUUUUAAAAGUUUGUUUAAUAUUUUUAGGAUUUACGUUUAACUCUUUUGGGAUCCUUGAAAAUUCUUAUUUAAGCUGGUACCUGCUACUAGCUAGUUUCUUGGUGUAUGGUAUGGUUAAUAAUAUGAGUACAUUCAUCUCGUGAUUCAAAGUGUGUGAAUGAUUGAGUAGCCGUCAUCUGUCGCAAAACAAUGAAACUAUGAUAAAAC
Messenger RNA from Schizosaccharomyces octosporus yFS286, 1096 nucleotides. RefSeq names its product ribosome biogenesis protein N. The transcript is spliced from 3 exons. Gene Ontology annotation, biological process: maturation of LSU-rRNA; maturation of 5.8S rRNA. The record is from RefSeq and is a predicted model, not a curated record. Gene Ontology annotation, cellular component: nucleolus; preribosome, large subunit precursor. Lineage: Eukaryota; Fungi; Ascomycota; Schizosaccharomycetes; Schizosaccharomycetales; Schizosaccharomycetaceae. Bases 32 to 814 code for a protein of 260 amino acids.